Quercus robur (English oak) is the source of this 1377-nucleotide messenger RNA. Its product is annotated as protein OSB2, chloroplastic-like. The record is from RefSeq and is a predicted model, not a curated record. Gene Ontology annotation, molecular function: single-stranded DNA binding. Gene Ontology annotation, biological process: positive regulation of helicase activity; mitochondrial DNA replication. Gene Ontology annotation, cellular component: mitochondrial nucleoid. The transcript has 5 exons. NCBI's taxonomy places the organism in Eukaryota, Viridiplantae, Streptophyta, Magnoliopsida, Fagales, Fagaceae. Bases 195 to 1100 code for a protein of 301 amino acids.
GGUAAUUGUUAACACCAAUGGAUAGAGUUGAGCUCACAAAAGAAGCCCGCAGAUUUGAGGCGGCUUGCCGCGCAGACAGAGACAAGAAGACUCUCACAGUCAGUGAGAAUAGGCAGCAGCCAUAGCCCCAUUUAGCCUUAUAAGAGCAAUUGCCACAGCCAACACUCACAAAGAUAAGAUAUUACCAAAUCAAAAUGGCAUUGAACCAAACACUACCAAUACCAACAACAACAACAGCCCACUUUCUCUGCAAAACCAAAACCAAAACCCCACUCACAAAUCUCCAAAUACCCUCUCUAUCUCUAUCUCUAUCCCCAUCAUCAUCAUCAAUAUCAUUCAGCAAUCGGUGCUUAAAGCCGCUAAGGUUGAAAUGCUCGGUGGAUUAUAAUUACAAUUACAAUCAGACCCAGGUGGAGUACCCUAGGCCCACUGAGAUUCCCUGGACCAAGGAGCACAGUAACUCGGUGCACCUCAUCGGCAUCGUGGGCACCCCUGUCGAAAUCAAACACCUGCCCUCUGGCAAUGGCAAAGCUCUCGCUUGGACCCGCCUCGCCGUCAAGAAAUCCUCCACCCUCACCUCCUGGAUCAGUUUAACAUUCUGGGAUGAGCUGGCACAUAUUGCUUUUCAGCAUGUAGAGAAAGGCCAACAGAUAUACGUCUCUGGCCGGUUGGUCUCAGAUACAGUUGAAAGUGAAGAUGGAAAACAGCAGACCUACUACAAGGUAGUUGUUCAGCAACUUAAUUUUGUUGAAAGGAGCAUCUCAUCCUUGCCCUUGUAUGAUCGUGAUUCUAAUUCCAUGAUGGCAGGUAAAAAGCUUGGAAAUAAUGCUGCAAGUGAUAUGUCCAUAGAAGAAUUAUGGCAAGCCUUCUUUGCUAAUCCUGUGGAUUGGUGGGAUAAUAGGAAGAACAAGAAGAACCCAAAGUAUCCAGAUUUUAAGCACAAAGAUACUGGAGAAGCUCUAUGGGUCGAAGGCAGGUACAAUCCACCAUGGGUGAAGUCCCAACUGGCAAUACUGGAUACAAGAAGGGGGUCUCUUUUUGAUCAGGAUGCUAGGUUGGACGCAAAUUUAGUGCCCGGUGAUAAAUUUUUGCCUUUCUAAGCGCUCAUUAUGUUGAACUUUAAGUAACGGUGCCAAUGGGGCAGUUUCUGUGUAGAUUUCCCUCAUUUUGACUGAUUCCCUGGAAGAUCUUUGGAGACUUUGUUAUAGAGUUUGCAGUCUAUAAUAUGGAUGUCACAUGAUGUGUCAAUUAUUAGUCACUAUAUAUUCAUUUGGCUUCAAGGUUAUCUGGAACUUGAGCAACUAUUGUUGGGUAUAUAAUAGGAAAUUUUGUCUAGAGAUCUUAAUCAUUCUUAUAAAGAUUAUGAUUUAUUCAUCA